This is a messenger RNA of Lasiosphaeria miniovina, 4328 nucleotides long. Its product is annotated as timeless protein-domain-containing protein. Bases 195 to 3923 code for a protein of 1242 amino acids. Gene Ontology annotation, molecular function: DNA binding. Gene Ontology annotation, cellular component: replication fork protection complex. The transcript has 4 exons. Gene Ontology annotation, biological process: replication fork arrest; DNA replication checkpoint signaling; DNA repair. Lineage: Eukaryota; Fungi; Ascomycota; Sordariomycetes; Sordariales; Lasiosphaeriaceae. The record is from RefSeq and is a predicted model, not a curated record.
GCGUCCCCCGCGCCAAGAACAUUUGCUGCUCCAAACUUUGGCCUGCGUCUUGGUACACACCCGACGGAUACAGAUACCAAAGCACGGAAUACCAGCCCAAACAGCCACAACACCGCGACGCAAUCCUCGAGAUACGGGCUUUGCGGGCCUCGCAUGCUUGCAUUGACUUGAGCACCCCCCGUGCGCGUGCCAAAAUGGAGGUCGCAGAAGUCAACACAGACAUAGUGCACCCCGAGGUGCGGGCACACAUCACCAGCCUGGUAUCAGCCCUCGGUGGCAUCAGCGUCGACGAUGGCGACGGCGACGGCUACAAGCUCGGAGACGACGCCCUCGAGGUUCUGCGCGACCUCAAGAAAUGGAUCCGCUUCUACGACGAAAAGACCAACCGCAUGGACGUCGCUCGCUGCCUCGCCGAAGCCAACCUUGUCGGCGGUGACCUGCUCCAGAUUCUCGCAUCGUGGCCCCCCAACUGCGCCGACAAUACCUACAAGGCCCGCAUCGCCCUGGCCUGCUUCGAGGUCAUGGUGCCCCUCACCUGGCCCAUCGAGAUGGACCGCGACAACAUGACCGUCAACCACUACCGCCACAUCCCCGUUCUCCAGCUAGCCCAGCUGGGCUACAAGCGUGCCAUCGUCAACUUCGAUGCCGCCCCCAUCCUCAGCACCGCCGUCCGGGUAGCCCUCCCGUCCAUGGCCCUCCCCAUUGGCCAACGCACGCCCCGAGACCAUGGCAUCAUCAAGCUCAUCCUCUAUUUCAUGCGGAAUGUUGCCGCCAUCAGCCCUCCCCAGGGCCUCAAGUACGACGGCGACGAGACCCAGAUCUCCCGCUCUACCCUUGUCGACGCCUUCUCCUUCCAGGACAUCUUCCUCACCCUGCUGACGGUAUCCUCCAACAUGGGAGACGACUUCCGCACCGAGGAUAUCAUCGUGCUCGACACCCUCUUCCACCUCGUCAAGCGCGUCGACUCGAGUAAGCUCUUCGUCAGCGAGAAGGAGGUCAACAAGGCAAAGUCAGACGAGCUCGCUGCGGCCAUGAAUAAGGAGGCCGCCAUGCUGCGAGCAUACAGCAAAACCGCACCCACCCGCCACAGCCGAUUUGGCACCAUGAUGUGGGUGAAGCGCGAGAAGGGCAAGAUGGCCACAGUCACGGGCCAAGAGGCUCUCCUCGACGCAGCCACCCGGGAGAGAAAGAUGGAUAGCAGCAAAAGCUUCAAGCCGCCGAGAAGGGCUAUAAAAGAUGGCAUGGAGCAGAAGAAUCUCGGGCCCCCGGCCACCCUCGACGAGAGGGCCCGUCAACAGCUCGGCUCAUUCGUGUCCGACUUUCUCGACUCUGGUUUUAACCCGCUGUUCCUCCACGUGCGCAAGUCCAUCGACCGGGGGGCACUCCAUGUUCUAGACUACCACAAGGACCAGUUCUUCUAUCUCAUCGCUUGGUUCUUGGAAGCCGAGCGAAUGCGAAUCAAGUCGAGAAAGGGGUCAAAAGAGACGCCUGCUGCUGAUGAGGUUGGCACCUUUAACCUUGUCGCCGAGGUUCUCAGCCAAGAAAUGUUCAUCACACUGAUGCGCCAUUUGGAUCGCGCCUUUGGCGACCACAACUGGACGCUAUUGACCACGGUCAUGCGUUGUUUCACCCAGAUUCUUCUUACUGUUCAAGACAUGGCCGACUCUGGGAACGAGGAGGAUGAGGAGAUUGCCGACAAUACCCUGAGCCGGCUGUUCUACGAGGAGACAACGCACGACGCAAUAGCCAACAUUGUUCGAACUUACAAGGACCAGGGCUUCGAGUACCUUGACGCCUGCACCGAGCUCGCCCACACCUUUUUGCGUAUUUUAGAGUCGUAUUCGAAGCAAAACGCGGACCUGCAGAUCCGCUCUCGGAAACGGGUGCGGCGCAAGAAGAAGGCUGCCAAAGCUGCCGAGGGCGAGGGCGAAGAUGGAGAUGGAGACCAAGAUGAGGGCGACGACGACUCCGCCAAUGACAAACAGCACGUCGAGAAGACCAGCCAGGAGAGGAAAUUUGACUUCCGCAGGUUCACCACCAGGUUUCUCCCCCAGGCCGUCGUCGACACGUUUGUCAAAUUCACCAGCUUCUACCGAGAUCUCAACGAUUCCCAGCUGAAACGCGCCCAUCGCUAUUUCUACAGGGUCGCGUUCAAGCUGGACAUGAGCGUCAUGAUAUUCCGCCUUGACAUCAUCCACCUCUUCUACAACAUGAUCAAAGGCCCUAAACCUCUAGACAAGGCUUCGUCUGUCUAUAAGGAUUGGGAGGAGCUGACCAAGCAGCUCAUCAAGAAGUGCGUGCGCAAGCUCGAGGAGAGGCCGGCCCUAUUUACCGAGCUCCUGUUUUCUAAGAUCAACAGCUCAGCUCACUAUCUCGAAUAUGGCUAUGAGAAGCAGACCAUGUCGUCAAACCCAAGGCCGGGCGCAGAGCUCGAGUUUAAAGGGGCGGUGGAACACGAUCGCCAGGUAGCUAUUGCCGUUGGCGUCCUCCUCGACAAGGGCCAAGCAGACCACCUAGAGUGGAUGAAGAAGCAGCUCUCCAAAGCCGAGGUCGACCGCCGGGCAUGGGAGAACGCCGAGAAGGCCCUGGCAGAAGCAGCUGGGGGGACGGCUGAGGAAAGCCUAGGCAAAGCUGCCCCACCGAUCACUGUUGUCCCAGAUGACGAUGCUCGCCGCACCGCCAUGUUCAAGAACCCUCACCUCCGCCUGCUUAUGAAACUCGUUGGCAUGGAGCGACUUGCUCCUACGCUCGACGAAACCCCCGAGUCAAGCUGGGUGUUUCCUGGCAGCCUCACCGCCGAAGGCCUCAAAGACUCGCUCGGCCUGAUAAAGAAAGCCGAAUUCACUCCACCAACUUUUGAAGACGACCAGAUGGCCGAGGAUCAGCUGCGCCGCAAGUCUGCCUUGCGUAAGCGUGUCGCUUACGAUGAUGACGACGGCAUGGAUGGUCUGAUCGAUGACGACGACAUGUUGUUCCCCAUGGGCGGACCAACUACGCGGAAGCAAACGGCCGAGGAUCAGCGCCCGAAGAAGAGACAGAAGCGGCAGCGCCGGGUCGGCAGCGAAGAGCCCGAUCUCCCCACGGAGGAGCAGCUCGAUGAGAAGGCCCGGGCCAGGCGUCUCAAACAGCUUGAGAAGCGCCGUAAGAUCAAGAGUACGCUGUACGUCGAAUCCAGCGGGGACGAGGGUAAGGAAGAGCGCGCCGCUUUCUUUGCAAGAGAGAAGGCUAGGCAACAGGCGAAGAACGAGACCUUCGGGCUGGCCACCACCACGGACGACGCCGACAAGUCGGCAUGGGAUAUGAUAGCCGGUGUCGAUGAUAGUGACGAGGAUGCGGGACCUUCGCAGGGCAAAGCACCCGCAAAGGCGAAAAAGAGGCCGACGACUAUGGCUGCUCUCAUUGCCAGCAGCGAUGAAGAUGACGAGGAUGACGACGACGAGGACGACGAGGACGAGGACGACGAUAAUGAUCACUCGGCAUCCAGUCAAGCGUCGCCGCCACGUCGGUCCCAGACGAAAACGAAGAGAACAAAACCGGCCAGAAGGCCGGCAAUGUCCAGUGAGGAGGAAGACAUGGGGGAUAACGAGCAGGAGGAUGAGGACGAGGAGGAGGAGGAUGAGGACGAGGAGGAGGAGGAGGAUGACGAUGAUGACGAUAUGGACUCGAAUCAAACGAGCCAGACGGCCCGUGCGGGCGAUACUCCCAUGCUAGACAGAGAUGCGGGCACACAGGGCACAUCGUUGUCAUUAAGUCCUGGCGGGGCGAAUGGCGCAGGAGGAAACACUCGGCAUUCGGCAACAGCAGGCGCUGUUGGUGGGGGAGACGACGAUGAUGACGACGACGAUCUCCCAGCCGCAGCCGUCUCCAAGGCGCAGCCAAGGGCCAGGGCAGGCUUCAUCGUCGACAGCAGCGACGAGGAAUAGUCACCAGGGGGUUCGUCGACAAUUCGGAAGUUCAAUAUCAUGUUCACUGCGAGGCGUUUCGGGAGGUCAUUGGGAAUCUAGCGGAUAGUGUUUUUUUUGCAAGCAUGUAGAAGCAAGGCUGUUUACUUGGUAUGGACUAGGCCAAGCAGGCAGGAAAGGCGGCGGAAAUAUACGAGCCAAAUACCUACUCUGCACUGAACGGGUGAGUAUUUACAUGGCUAAACUUGGUUUUAUCUUCAAGAUCAAACACGUAGUCGGGAUGGCGGGCUGUUGGGUAUCUAGGAAGUACGUAGGAGCCAAGGACCUCAGCUACAUGAUCUCUGUUUGUGCCUAUCUCUAACACAUACGACCAUACCCACUGGAAAAUUCGGGAUCCCGUCCGCUCUCCCAUAGACAAGCCAGUGA